Molecule: messenger RNA, 417 nt
Organism: Heterobasidion irregulare TC 32-1
Lineage: Eukaryota; Fungi; Basidiomycota; Agaricomycetes; Russulales; Bondarzewiaceae
Exons: 2
Coding region: 1-417 (138 amino acids)
Source: RefSeq, a predicted model, not a curated record
AUGUUCUUCGGGGAGGCCGUGCGGCUCGUUUGGGAGUGGACAGGAGUGGUUUGCUUUGGCAGUGAGUACGAGUCCGAGUCACGUGCUGCGCCGUACGGUGCCUGGCACCAAGCGCCUGCCGUCGUCCCACGAGAGCGCGCUACGAUGCGUUACGCCCUCAGCCUCAACCCCACGGGCGCUCCAUCGCUGAGAGCCUCGUUUGAUCAGAUAUACGUAGGUCAUCGUCUGCCCGAAACACUCCGUGAUAUGUCCAUAGAGGGACAAACGCUAGGGCACACACAUACCGUGGAAAUUGGGGCCCUACGGGCCCUUCCCUCCAUGUAUUUUUGUGCCGCGAGCAGGUGCGAGCCGGACGCACCAGGCCAUAUUGCUACACACCUUGCGCCGCCCUCAUCUCCGUUUCGCGAGAGGCUCUAG